Molecule: messenger RNA, 942 nt
Organism: Sclerotinia borealis F-4128
Lineage: Eukaryota; Fungi; Ascomycota; Leotiomycetes; Helotiales; Sclerotiniaceae
Source: the annotation of a GenBank genome assembly
AUGUCAUUAUCUCCUUCCUCGAUAGUAGAUAAUUUCUCAACAGCAGGUAAUUCUAAUUCAGUCUCCAACUUGAGUGGCUCUUCUAUUUCUGAUCAGAUGACGAUAUUCCCCGGAUCCAGCUUCUUCAAGAAGAAUCGCGCAUCUACUCUUCCUACUCCAGCGGAGGUCAGAGCCCGCAAUGAGAAGACAGGCAAUCCCCGUGCCAAAUACUUCGAUCGCCCAUCGCCCGUCAUUUUUUCGUCGCUGGGAUUGCUUGUUAAGUACGGAGGUAAUGUCACAGUUAUAGAGGCUCAGACUCAGAUGAUGGUUCGCGAGAGUCUGCAAGACAAAGUCCCCAUUCCCGAAGUUUUUGGCUGGACCAAGGACGGUGAUCAGACGUUCAUUUACAUGUCCUUUAUAGAGGGAGUGACUUUGCAAGAUAGGUGGCCUACUAUGGAAAAAGAUGAGAAAGAUGCCGUUUGUAAGCAACUCAAUCAAAUCAUGAAGGCAUUGCGGACUUUAAAGCAAGAUGAUCAUGAUCCCUAUAUUGGCAGCUUAGGCAAACAACCGCUGAACGAGAUAAUUAUUCGUUCUCGGCCAGAGCUCGCUGGGCCGUACUAUGGGGCAAAUGCUGUCCAGCAAUUUCAAGACGCUUGCGGGAUCAAUAUUGAUGUCAAAGCACGUAUUGUGUUCACACAUAAUGACCUAGCCCCACCCAACAUCAUCUUGGCGUCAGGACCAAACCCGAAAGUGGCAGCAAUCAUUGACUUUGGCCAGGCUGGGUGGCUUCCCGCGUACUGGGAAUAUUGUAAGGCGAAAUGGGUGAGGAUCGAUCCGAGACAUUUCAGUGAUGAUGCUCAGGAGGAAUUGCAUACGGAAUAUCUCCCGAAAAUUUUGAAUCGGGUGGAUGAUAAGACGCAUUAUCACCCUUGGUUUUAUUUCGCCUUAUCCAAUGGUUGCUAA